Molecule: messenger RNA, 561 nt
Organism: Drechmeria coniospora
Lineage: Eukaryota; Fungi; Ascomycota; Sordariomycetes; Hypocreales; Ophiocordycipitaceae
Exons: 1
Coding region: 1-561 (186 amino acids)
Source: RefSeq, a predicted model, not a curated record
AUGCGCUCCUCGGCGAGUCGGCUGAUCGGAAGCGAGCGCGGCGAACAAAGACGGGCGGCAUGCUUUUUCCUGCCCCGCGGGCAUGUGGCAUCGACUGCUCGCCCGGUGCCCCCUGCUCCGGAUCAACGUCGACAUGGAAGCUCCCCAUUGUUCGCUCGGCAAGCAACGCCAACACCCCCACACGCCCUGGUGAUUCCUAGCAGCGUGAGUGCGCGCAUUUCGGUCGGAAACUGCACGCACGCGCCCGCCGCCAGCCCAUAUCCUCGCGUUUCGCAAGGCUCGUCCGAGGCUGCCGCGGCCGGUCGGUUCGGUCCAGGGGUGUCGCUCGUGAAACAGAUGCAACCUGCGCAAGACACCUUCGAGACUCCGUCUUCCGUCCGUCUAGCAUUGGCCAAGGGCUGGCUGUCGCAUUGUGCCGAGGUGGGACAAGGAAUCGGCCAAGUCGUCGGUGUUGCUCUUCACGCCAUCGCCCAUCGGCCUGCCCUCCGGGUGAGCUGCCAGCUCGACGCUGCUCUACGCAUCAGCCGCCGUUGGGUACUCGUCACCCCUCGGGCAAGAUGA